GAGAUCAGCCAUCAACAGCAUUCAGUUAGGGCGUGACUAGCAUUACUCUAACCAUAAUGAAGUGUUUCGCAGUACUGUUACUAUUCAGCCUGCUGGCCACUAUCGCUGCUGCUCCAGUUGCAGAACCAGAGAAAGAGCAAACGACUGCAGCACCCAAAGCUGACGAUGACAGUCAGAAGGAGUCGGUGGAAACGCCGAACGUGAAAACAGACGACAGUCCCAGGGAUAAGCCGGACAUGAGCCAGGUCGACUUCAUGCAGCAAGUGAUUACGAGUGUGAUGAAGCAAGUGGCCGAUGGUUUUAAGGAUAGGUUGAAAGUGCUUCCUUUCGUUUUGUAAAACGCACCAGCUUUCGGAUACCACGAGUCACGAGUGGAUCACAAAUAUACAACCCCGCAUCAGCGAAUUAAUACAGUUGACAGUGGAGUUUGUUGUUUGAUUUCUUUAUAAUUUAAACGCCCCGCCCAGGGACAGAUGUUGAUGUACAUACGAAACUAGACACAAAACAUAGUUGCGUGCGCGCGAUUGAUGAUACACAUUUAUAUCGAAUGUUCAAC
Anopheles stephensi (Asian malaria mosquito) is the source of this 556-nucleotide messenger RNA. RefSeq lists its product as uncharacterized. Bases 57 to 338 code for a protein of 93 amino acids. The record is from RefSeq and is a predicted model, not a curated record. NCBI's taxonomy places the organism in Eukaryota, Metazoa, Arthropoda, Insecta, Diptera, Culicidae. The transcript has a single exon.